AUCGAUUACAGAUGCUGCACAAGGAUUAGUCCUUGUGUAAGUGAAUUGUUUACAUGGCGAAUAAUGAGGCGUCGGUUGAGUGUGAGCAAGAGGCUGAGAGGCAGUUGAAUCCGAUAGCGUGCAGUCAUUGUCGGCAGCGGAAGCGCAAGUGUGAUAGGCAACUGCCGCAUUGUCUGCAAUGCACCAACGAUCCCACCAACUGCCAUUACCCAGAACAAAACAAGAGAGGUCUCCCAAUUGGGUUUAUUACCAGACUAGAGACGCGUCUUGCAGAGACGGAAGAAGCUCUCUUUCGGCUUGUGCACUCUAUCGAUGAGCCUAACAACAAUCACACCUCACUCAAGCCUUCAUCACAAAGGAAAGAUGACCGUAUAAGAGAAUGGAAUAGUCUUCCCCUUAGAAAUGCGGAUGAAAUAAGAGCAUGGUAUCGAAAUAGAUCAGAGCAAACCCACUCGCCAGCCCAACACGACGCUUUGAUGGAUGAAGACCAACGUACACGAUCUAUUCAUGCCACACCACCCGAGGCAGAGCCCGUGGACUUCCCCGAUGACGCUGGAGAUGACCAGGGAGAAACAAUUACGUUGCAAGAUACUGAUGACGAUGUUAUGCCGAGGAAUGAUAUCCAUAUUCAGGAGGAGUCUGGUGGAAGCAAAGCUAAGGAGAUGGAACAGAAACAUCCAAACAUGUACUUUUAGAGCAUCUAUUACUUAAUACCACGUCACUGCUGAUCUUAAA
Molecule: messenger RNA, 735 nt
Organism: Fusarium oxysporum Fo47
Lineage: Eukaryota; Fungi; Ascomycota; Sordariomycetes; Hypocreales; Nectriaceae
Product: Zn(II)2Cys6 transcription factor domain-containing protein
Exons: 4
Coding region: 54-695 (213 amino acids)
Biological process (GO): regulation of DNA-templated transcription
Molecular function (GO): DNA-binding transcription factor activity, RNA polymerase II-specific; zinc ion binding
Source: RefSeq, a predicted model, not a curated record